CCGGCGUCAGACAGCAGGCUGCCCUGAGUGUGUGAGCAGGUUCGAUACAAACACUGGUUUGUUUUUGUUUGACUACAGUUAGAAAGACGAUGAUUAACAGUGUUUUAAACGAUGUAAUCUCGUCUUUAGUGAUUGUGUUCAAGUUUUCAGUUACGGUAAAUUAACUUAUUAACGUAACACACAGAUAUAAAGAGGUAACUGUGGUAACCGCACGUGGCAACAUUACAGGUCUAAAGAUCGUUUUAUUUUGGAAGAGAUUAAAUAGAAACGUUAGAGGAAGACUUUGGAAAUGUCCCGGCACAGUAAGAAAAACGGCAUACCUGACAGAUGGCUCAAUUACAAAGCUGUGGGGAAAAGACUUCACGGUUCACGUUUCAUCGCUUUCAAAGUGCCUCUGAAACAGUCUUUGAACCGUCAGCUGUCAGAUCGGGACGUGUUCGGACCCUGGGAGCUGCUCGACUCUCUGAAGAAAGAAAAACAAGAUCUGGGUUUGAUCGUAGACCUCACCUUCACCAAACGCUACUACAACCUGCAGGAUUUACCAGAGUCUUUGUUGUUUGUGAAGAUCUUCACGGCCGGUCACCAGAUUCCGAGCGAUGAAACAAUCCUGAGCUUCAAACGAGCCGUACGAAAGUUUCUGAGAGACAACGCAGAUAACGACAAGCUGAUCGGAGUCCACUGCACGCACGGUCUGAACCGCACAGGAUACCUGAUCUGCAGGUAUCUGAUCGAUGUGGACGGGAUGGAUCCUCAGGAGGCCGUUCAGUUGUUUAACUCUUCACGGGGACACAAUAUAGAGCGACAAAACUACCUGAACGACCUUCAACAUGGACCGAAGAGAAGCAACGACGGGAUGGAAGAGUCCGAGCAGGAGCCAAUGAGAGGUCUCGCUUCUCAUCGACCGUCGGACUCAGACAUCGGAGACGAGAGGCGACCUCACCAUGACGACUCUCGACACCACAGAAACUUCCCUCCCAGAGAAAGAAACCACCGCCCACAUCAACGCCAUCCACACGACGGCCACUUUCCUAAUCCUCCUCUGCUCCUUCCCCCUCCUUUCUAUCCACCUACGGGAGCCAAUCUCUACUCGUAUCGACGGACCCCUCCUCACCCUGACAGUCAGUGGAGGAGACCCCCCUGCCCAGAGGAGAGCAGGUCCAGGUACCCUCCAGAUGAUCGCGAUUGGAGGUCAUCGUCCCGCCGGCAGGAGGAGGACAGAUGGAGAGCUCCUCCUCCUCCUCCUUUCCUCCCCCGCUACACCCCACGCUGGAGCGAUGAGUCCAACGGCCACGGCAGACGUGAGGAGGAGGGGGUCGCUCCCAGAAGCAGACACCGCGACAGACCAGCACACAGAGACCGAGUCCGCUCAUAUGAGCAUUAGUGAAGUGAGAGAGGAGACAGGACACUGAUGACGCUCUUUAUUUAAGGGACCUGAACCAGGGGUCCAAGCUGUCUUACUUUCAGGGUCUUAAUCAGUUUACCUUUAUAUCAGGUACAAAAAGAUCUCUUCAGCCCGCAGCAGGUGAACAGCUGUUACAUCACGCUCUCUCUACAAACACACCACACUACUUUCAUAAAAACAUACAUUGUACCUCACAGGACUCAGGAGUUUAUUGUCCACCACUUCUGUUUUCUCUCUGGAGUCUAUCUGAACUUAAAGGAGCAGUAUGUAACUCUGACCCCUAGUGUUUAAAAUGGGUACUGCAGUCCAAAUGCUAAACAUUGUAGAGAGCUGUCUCUCCCCCCUCCCCCUCCUCUCUACAGUCGAUGCUCACACAGGUUGCCAUGUGGUGGACACUGAAGCUUCAGUGUUUAUCCAGCUCUGCAUCGGUCUGUAAACCUUUCUGUGUUCUAACCUCUCUCCAUUUUUCAAAAACAUCUCCAAUAUUGAUCCUAGUUUGAGCACGUUUCUGCUCGUGGAGCUUAUUAGAAACAUGCAGAGGCUUUUUAGGUCGGGUACAAUCACUUCUAUCUGAACCACUUCUCUUGCCCGCUUCCAUCACUGCAACACCUGUUGACCUGAUAACUGCUCUCAUAUCUGACAAACCAAGGGGCGUGCAAAAUGGCCGUGUGAGGGUGCCUUAAAACCGCCUACCUUCUCUGGUACAAACAAAUCCAGACCAUCGAUCCAUUAAGGAUUAUGUUUCAGACGUUACAGCCUGAUUACCUGCUGCAGGAUGAACUCAUCGACUGGAGACAUUCAGAGAAACUUUUUGUACCUUUUUAGUAAUUUAAAGACAAAAUUUGGAUAAAAAGGGUCGAAGGGAGAAGAUGACCCUGUAAUCAUGAAUGAAGAUGAGUCAGGAGUGUUUCAGCUGGUGUGCCUUUUUUCACUCUGACCUCAAGUCAGCCAAACGUUGAUCCCUCACACAAGGAGAGCUGCUGACAUGCUAACCUUCAGAGUUUUAGAUUUAAUCAGCGCGUUUUAUAUUUUCUUUUUUUUUCUCACUGCACAUGUUUACUGUUUCACAUCAGGUGGUGGACGAUCAGAGCUUUAACUUGUGGCUGUUGUCAUUAUCCAGGAACCCGUUGAUUGUUUUCUCCAUUUAAGGUUUUUACAGAGCACACCCACUCUGAUAAUUUCUAGUGUUUGUACAUGAAAUUCAAUAUCCCGUCAUUAAAGAGUCAAAACAAGAACAAGACGUCACAUUUUGAACCAGAAGCUGUGAAACAACACAUUAAAUUAAAUUUUCAACCAGUUUAAAUAAGUCUCAGAGCUCCUCAAAACAUGUGUGUGAAGUUUCUUGUUCUAAAUCCACUCUGAUCCUGUAUUUGAUCAUGCCUAUAAACCCCUCUAUUUCAGCCCUGCUCAGAACAGGCUGUUUCUGUGUCUGUACCUUUAAAUAUGUAAAUGAGCUGUGUGGCCACGCCCCCUAUCUGGAAGGGCUUGGGUGUCUCGGGCUUUCUCGCUCCAUGUCCGAGGGUGCGUUCGAAUUGUCCCUCCUAUCUCCUUUCACUAUCCACUUUACCUUAACCCCGGGGAAACGUCAUGAGGUUAAGGAAAGAUGUUAGGAGAAUUCAUAAAGGACUUAGGGAAAGGCGAUCUCGUUGCUCUGACAAUCCGACCACAUUUUCCACUAGGAGACGUCAUUAAAUGCGACGGGCCGGCGGAGGUUAAUGACGUGGGUCUGCUGUGGUGAAACUACUGAACUACUAGUUCUGAAAAUGGACUACUAAAGGCGCAUCUAAAAACUUUCCCCUGUGCCUUCUUACCAGUGAAAUAAUAAGGUUGGGAUUGAAAUAAAAGCAAUAUAGGCUACCAGGCUACAAGUAACAAAAGUGAAACCAGCAGCUUCCUGUCCACUCAGAAAUCAACAUCAACAUAAAUAUGAUUGUAUGAUAUUAAUUGUUACAUUUAUGUAAGAUAUAGCCUACAUAUAAUAUUUUAAGCAUACAAAUGUACAACUGCACAAAGCAUUCUUAAGUGAAUGAAAUAUGUUGAAUAAAACAUCAUCUGAUAAAAAUGUCUCUUAUCUUUUAUCUCUUACAUGAUCUGUGUCACUUUACGAUCAUCGUUAAUGUUCGUGAACGGUCGGAUGCGCGACUCGCUCUAAAUGUUGCGGCCGCAAGGAAUUGUGGGGCGUCAUAUCUCAUCUCCUUUCGUAAAGGAUGGUCCAGUGUAUCCUAUGCUAAUGGGGGUCAUAAAGGAAGCAUUGACCCACCUUUCCUUAACUUUUAGAGAAUUUGAACGACUCUUAUCAUGGCCGCCACUUAAAUGCUUCCAGGGUUAAGGUAAAGUGGAUAGUGAAAGGAGAUAGGAGGGACAAUUCGAACGCACCCCUAUUGUUUACGGUGAGAAGGCAGACUCAGAGGGCAGAACAAACACCUAGCUGUGGGAGUGUCACCCACCUGGGGGAGGGGCUACUGCCCUUUGUGAUGUCAUGAAGGGAGAAUCUCCAAACGAGAGAGGAUGGACUUUUCUCAUCAUUGGGGGGUUUGUAGACAGACUAGAGACACACAUUAGAGUUACAGAAACAUGGUGAAGUGUGUUUAGCAGAAUAUGUGACCCUUAAUAGAUUAACUUAAUAAUAAUCUGAAUGUUUGCCCAAGGAUUCAGUAACCAGAAAACAUUUAGAAAAGUGUCGAACAUACUUAAUGAAAUUAAAUCAUCUUCAA
Labrus mixtus (cuckoo wrasse) is the source of this 4116-nucleotide messenger RNA. Its product is annotated as RNA/RNP complex-1-interacting phosphatase-like. Lineage: Eukaryota; Metazoa; Chordata; Actinopteri; Labriformes; Labridae. The record is from RefSeq and is a predicted model, not a curated record. The transcript is spliced from 9 exons. Bases 290 to 1381 code for a protein of 363 amino acids. Gene Ontology annotation, biological process: protein dephosphorylation. Gene Ontology annotation, molecular function: protein tyrosine/serine/threonine phosphatase activity; polynucleotide 5'-phosphatase activity.